GCAUUGAUGGGGUAAAGCGAGGAGCUCACGAGACUGUAAAGGGGGCGUAUGUUUAGGCUACGUCAGCGCUGCCAGCGUGGAGCGGCAUGACACCAGGAAGUAACGCAAUUCAAUUGACUAUACAAAUAUCGAAGAGAGAGGGUACCCGAGGUGGAUUUUUGUGCUUGGAUUUGCUUCCCUAAAAUACACAGCACGCGACGACGCACGGGGAACACGCAGAGUCCCUGCGACGGGGUUUUCAACAUUGCAUGGAUAAGCCGCCUGUGAAGAUGAUGGACCCUACACUCGCUGAGAUGGGAAACCAUCUCUCUGAUGCCAUGAAGAUUUUGGAAAGUGGAAAAUUGGAAUCUGAACAGGGCAAAGAAAGAAGAAAGUUGAGUUGGAAAGACUUUCCAGGACCCUUGCAAGGAGAUGGACAGGAUGUUGUCAGCAUACUCCAGCUUGUCCAGAACCUGAUGCAUGGAGAUGAGAAGCAGGGUCAUCGCAGGAUGCAGUAUGUCGGAGAGCAGGGACACAUGGCUCUAUUGGGACACAGUCUGGCUGCAUAUAUUUCUGUCCUGGAACGAGAAAGAUUGAGAAAGCUGACCACACGCAUCCUGUCGGAUACCACUCUCUGGCUCUGCAGGCUUUUCAGAUAUGAAAAUGGCUCAGCAUAUUAUCAUGAAGAUGACCGUGAGGGGCUGGUGAAGGCGUGUCGGCUAGCUAUUAAUACUCAUUAUGAGGACUACGCUACAGAGGGCUUUACAUUGCUCAGCUCUAAACAUCCUGUGAUUUACCAAAGUGCUGCAUGCAGACCUGGCCUGGGACAACAUCUCUGCAGCCAGCUGGGACUGCCUCUGUCAAGUCUUUGUAUUGUGCCCUGUAACACCAUGUUUGGCUCGUUGCACCGAAUGGAUGUUGCAUUGCUUGACAAGCUCAUCAGAGACGAUCGUGAAUCAGGGAAGCUUCCAUUGCUGUUGAUAGCGAAUGCUGGAACGCCAGGUGCGGGUCACACAGACAAGCUCAGUCGUCUGAAAGAGCUCUGCGUUCAGUACAAUAUGUGGCUCCAUGUGGAGGGGGUGAAUUUGGCAACGCUUGUUCUUGGUCAGGUCUCUUCUACUGUCACGGCGGCCACUAAGUGUGAUAGUAUGACUUUAACUCCAGGCCCGUGGUUGGGCCUGCCGGCUGUGCCUGCUGUCACCCUUUACAGACAUGAGGAUCCGGCCCUGUCUCUCGCAGCAGGUCUGACCUCUAGCCAACCAGUGGAGAAGCUUCGGGCUUUGCCUCUCUGGCUGUCCCUUCAGUACCUUGGGCAUGAUGGGAUUUUACAGAGGAUUAAGCAUGCCUCGCAGCUAAGUCAACAGCUGUUGGAGAAUUUGAAGACACUGGCUUCAAUAAAAACCUCGGUGGAGGAUGAACUGAAUUCUCCUGUGGUGGUGUUCAGGUUUUCACAAGACAACAGCACUUCCUCAAGUGGUGGCUCAGUAGAAGGCUAUCUUGAAGGGGAAAGAGAUAUCCUUGAUGCCCUUAACAGAUGGUUGGGUGAGCAGUUGGCGCAGCAGGUUCCGCUAAGUGGUGUGGAUGUGGUUGAGCUGGAAGAUGAGGGCUCAUGUGUUCGCUUCAGCCCCCUCAUGACCGCUGCGGCUCUUGGCACUCAGGAGAAUGACGUGGCUGCACUGGUGGACAAGCUGGGAGAGAUGAUCCCAGUGCUGAGCUGCACCCUACGCUUCAGACAGGACUUCAAGGAUGAGGUUCUACAACAAGCUUCACUCUUGUACAUUGAGGACCAGAGCUGGCCUGGUCUUGGAGGUGUGAGGUAUGAGGCCAGAACCACAGACCUGGAUGAAGACAAGAGACAUCACAGUGUGGAGAAGAUCAACAGUGACUUGCUUAAGAAGCUGAUGGAACUGGAUACUGACCUGUACUUCUCUGAUGGUCCUGAGUUUUGUGAGGAGAAAAACUGCAUAUUCAUUGGUAUGGCAACAGAAGACCUGGAUGUGGCAGAGUUGGUGGAAACUAUAGUAUCUAUUGGAAGAGACAUUGAGGAAAGUGGAAAGUUGUUUGAGAACAUGACGGAGGUUGUGAGAAGAGGCAUACAGGAAGCUGAGCAGCAGCUUCAGAAAGCAAAUGAAGAGAAACUUAUGGAAGAGGGUGUACUUCGACAAAUCCCUCUGGUGGGCUCUGUGAUUAACUGGUUCUCCCCAGUUCAGGCCUCUGUCAAAGGAAAAACUUUCAACCUAGCUGAAGGUUGUCUGGACAGCACCGAGCCCGUUUAUUCUAUAAAAGCCCAGAUGAAUAAAGAAGCUUCUCUCGAUUCCCCCAAGUCCGUCACCAAACGGUUUCCAGGCCAAAAACUCUUCCGGCGGCAGGGAGCGGGCUCAGACUCUGUCAGUGAUACCAGCUCUGUCAGCCAGCUUGAAGAAUCGUUCAGGGAAACGGCACCCGUGCAGGCCAGUGAUGCGGAGGAGGCAGAGGUCCCUCAGGAGCGUCAUGUCCACAUAGUGGCGGAAACGGCUUCAUCAGACCAGCAUGUACCAGAGGGACAAGAGACUGACGCCCUUAGAUAAGACCACUCCUAAAGGGAUGUCCCAGAGGUUGGCUUUGUCUCACGGAGGAAUAUGCGUCCGUGACCUUGAUGCCUUGAGCAAACCACUCUUGAAAUUAAGGAAAGAAGCAGCUUUAAAUGCAAAUAACAAAACACUGGAAUUUCAUGGAAGUAAUGUCUGAAUAUACGUCCCUUUUUCUUCUCGUAAUCAGUUGCACAUUUUUAAGGUUUGGUUAAUCAUAUAUUACAGGGUCUCCUCACAGUUCUUUAUGUGCACUGCCAGUAUAUCCUUCCAUAGUGGGUGACACAGCCGUUACGUUUAGGUUUUGGACGCUUAUCUUUGUCAUCUAUAAGCCUGUCUGACAGGUUUUUCUGAUGCAUUUCCACACAUUAUUUCCACAACGAAAGGGCUAUUGUGGCCUUACCGUCAUGUACAUUAACGUCAAAAUGUCUUGUUUGCCAAAAGCUGGUCUUGCUUUAUGUACUCUCCACAGGCAGACGUGUGAGAAAGAAGGUUGAUGCUUGAAGACUCAUGCAGCUGUUUCUAAUCAAACGAUAGCCUUAUUGCACUUUUAUGUACAGAAUGUCACACUUUAAUCAGAACAGCAGAAUAUUUAUUUAUUCUAUAAAUAAUUCUCUUGGAGGACAUUAGGCUAUUUAGAGAUAAGUAACAUUUGCUAUAUGUCUAAAAUAAGUUUAUUAAAUCAAACAGAUAUCUGUCCAGCACUUUUGGCUUUACCAAUAGUGAAAUGAUUAUCAUAUACUGUUCUCACUGUGAAUAAUGUUUCAGAGAUGUCUCUUUUCAGUAAUCGUUUCAUUUUUGGAUGUGUAUGACGGCUAAAUAUAAUGUACUGAAAUGAAGAUCUUUAUUUGUUGUUUACACCAAUGUUAAUUGUUUUAGCACAUACAAAAAAAAAAGCUUUGCUACUGGGGAAAUGUAGUUUCAUUUAGCAUAUGAAUAUUGUGUGAAUUAUUCAUGAGAAGUAAAUUCACUACAGCUAGAACACAUCCAUCCAUGUUUUUGGGGCAUAAGGUGCUCUUUUCAUAACUGUGCUUCCUUACUGAAUAAUGUAAUUGUAGACCUGCUCAUCUUUUCAAAAUGAUUCAGUCUUAACUGGUGCAAUAAAUCAUUGUUUUUUUCUUUUUCUUUGGGGGAGAUAAGUGCUAACUUGAAAUGUUGUGUCAAAAGAAAGAAUAGAGUGGUUUUUAUAAUUACAAUUUUAUUUUACAAUGAGCAGUUAUGUAAAUGACAAUAAAAAAAAUGGUACUAAAACAAAAAUAAGAGCUUGGAGGUUUUUUUUUUCUUCCAAAACUGCCCUGAACUUUUA
Molecule: messenger RNA, 3852 nt
Organism: Sinocyclocheilus anshuiensis
Lineage: Eukaryota; Metazoa; Chordata; Actinopteri; Cypriniformes; Cyprinidae
Product: pyridoxal-dependent decarboxylase domain-containing protein 1
Exons: 23
Coding region: 249-2546 (765 amino acids)
Biological process (GO): carboxylic acid metabolic process
Cellular component (GO): intracellular membrane-bounded organelle
Molecular function (GO): carbon-carbon lyase activity; pyridoxal phosphate binding
Source: RefSeq, a predicted model, not a curated record